Molecule: messenger RNA, 762 nt
Organism: Neoarthrinium moseri
Lineage: Eukaryota; Fungi; Ascomycota; Sordariomycetes; Amphisphaeriales; Apiosporaceae
Exons: 4
Coding region: 1-762 (253 amino acids)
Biological process (GO): DNA-templated transcription initiation
Molecular function (GO): DNA binding; RNA polymerase II general transcription initiation factor activity
Source: RefSeq, a predicted model, not a curated record
AUGGAGGGUAUUCAGACUCACCCCACUACCGCCGCGCAGGCCAAGGCCUUCACUGCUGCUGGCUCGCUGUCCUUCCCUGGCGGCGCACACGAGCUCACUCCUCCCGCCAGCGAUGCUGACAAGCGGCCCGUGAAUGGCCAGCCCAAUGGUGCAACGAACGGUGCUGGGGUGACUCCCGCAACACCUGCCGCGACACCGGCUGCAACUACGCAAGGUGGUAGUGGUCUGACACCUACCCUUCAGAAUAUCGUGGCAACUGUCAACUUGGACUGCCGCCUGGACCUGAAGACCAUUGCCUUGCACGCACGUAACGCGGAGUACAACCCCAAGCGUUUCGCCGCUGUUAUCAUGCGUAUUCGCGAGCCCAAGACCACCGCCCUCAUCUUCGCUUCUGGCAAGAUGGUGGUCACCGGUGCCAAGUCGGAGGAUGACAGCAAGCUUGCCUCGCGCAAGUACGCCCGCAUCAUCCAGAAGCUUGGUUUCAACGCCAAGUUCACCGACUUCAAGAUCCAGAACAUCGUCGGUAGUUGCGAUAUCAAGUUCCCCAUCCGGCUUGAGGGUUUGGCUUCGCGCCACCACAACUUUAGCUCCUACGAGCCUGAGCUGUUCCCUGGUCUCAUCUACCGCAUGAUCAAGCCAAAGGUCGUGCUUCUCAUUUUCGUCUCUGGCAAGAUCGUGCUCACUGGUGCGAAGGUCCGAGAGGAAAUCUACCAAGCCUUCGAGAUGAUGUACCCUGUGCUGCAAGAUUUCCGCAAGGUCUAA